Molecule: messenger RNA, 1485 nt
Organism: Quercus lobata
Lineage: Eukaryota; Viridiplantae; Streptophyta; Magnoliopsida; Fagales; Fagaceae
Exons: 15
Coding region: 332-1438 (368 amino acids)
Source: RefSeq, a predicted model, not a curated record
UUCCACUCUCCAUUCCUUUCUUUACUUUCGAACUUCCCUUCCUUUCCUUCCCUUUUGUAAUUUCAAAAGGCGGACUCUUUCUCUCUCUCUCUCUCUCUUUACUUGUAUAAAUACUCUCUGUGCAUGCUUUUGGUUUUCCCAGAAAGCAAAACAGAAAAAGGAGGAAAUGAAGAAGACUUUCAACCCUAUGGAUUUUGAUGAAAACUCCUCAUUCUAUUGCUCAUUUGUUUUUGUUGUCAGGCUCCUGUACUCUCAAAUCUAAAGAGUAGGCCGUGUGUCUGCGGUUUCUUUGUCACAGUUACUUUGAUUUGUGGUGCUUACUUCAUUGGUAAUGCAUUUGUUGCAAAGGAAUACAAAGAAGUAUAGAUUCACAAGAUGGGGAGAAACUCCUACCAUGCAGAAUACAAAGUCUAAUGACUCUAAUAUGUGCAAGAGUCGAUGCAGGCCUGUUGGGAGUGAGUCAUUACCAGAAGGAAUUGUUGUCAAGACAUCGAACUUGGAAAUGCGGCCAUUAUGGGGUUCCAUUCCAGAAAAUAACAAUGCAAAGCCUUCACUUAACUUGUUAGCCAUUGCAGUUGGAAUCAAGCAAAAAGAUUUAGUGAACCAAAUUGUGAAAAAGUUUCCUUUAAGUAAUUUCGUUAUAAUGCUUUUUCACUAUGAUGGUGUUGUGGAUGAAUGGAGGAAUUUUUCAUGGAGUAAACAUGCCACACAUGUGUCUGCAGAGAAUCAAACGAAAUGGUGGUUUGCCAAACGAUUCAUGCAUCCAGAUAUAGUUGCUGAAUAUGAUUAUAUAUUUCUUUGGGAUGAGGACCUUGGAGUUGAGAAUUUUGACCCAAUACGAUAUCUAUCUAUUGUUCAAGAGGAGCAACUUGAAAUAUCACAGCCAGCACUUGAUCCUUAUAAGUCAGAGUUGCAUCAUCCAAUUACUGUACGCAAAAAAAGAUCAAGGGUACAUAGAAGGUAUUAUAAGUUCAAAGGCGGUGGACGGUGUGAUGCCCAGAGCACUGGUCCUCCAUGUGGAGGUUGGGUGGAAAUGAUGGCACCUGUGUUUUCAAAGGUGGCUUGGCGAUGUGCAUGGUAUAUGAUCCAGAAUGACUUGAUCCAUGCAUGGGGCCUUGAUAGAAAGCUUGGCUAUUGUGCCCAGGAUCGAAUGAAAAAUGUUGGUGUUGUUGACUCUGAGUACAUAGUUCAUCUGGGUCUUCCCACACUUGGUGGCAAUAAGGUAAGCAAUGAUUCCCUGGCUCUAAUUUUAAAAGAAAACUCAAACUCAGAAGCACUGGUGCCACCUGAUUCCAAUAAAGCUGAUCCUAGAUCUCAAGUCAGGUUGCUAUCCUAUGCUGAAAUGCGGAUCUUCGAGAAAAGGUGGACUAAUGCAUCGAAGGAGGACAAUUGUUGGAUUGAUCCAUAUCAACGAUCAGUGAACCAAAGUACCCAUUGAUUUGAUUUAUAGAGAACCUUCAUCCAAGCAAAGUGCAAGGUUGACAG